Molecule: messenger RNA, 1500 nt
Organism: Manduca sexta (tobacco hornworm)
Lineage: Eukaryota; Metazoa; Arthropoda; Insecta; Lepidoptera; Sphingidae
Product: putative nuclease HARBI1
Exons: 4
Coding region: 165-1277 (370 amino acids)
Source: RefSeq, a predicted model, not a curated record
AUUACAGAACGAGGUUUAACUAAAAACUUUGGUUUAAACCUAUACAAAGUACGGUUUAUAUAAAAAUGGUAUUACAAAAAGUGGUUUAACGAUAAACCAUGGACUAUUUGAUGGUCUAAUGCUAAACCUCGGCGCCCCUGGUUUGAUGAUGGUCUAAAUCGUAAAUGUCAAAUCAAAUUUCAAAUCAUUUGUCAGAUUGUGUCAGAUUAUCUCUUAAAUUAGCGUCUGUUUCGUUGUCUUGUGUUAUUUUUUACACGAAAAUGGAUAUUAACAUGGUAGAUUCAGUCGAUAUUGAGGAUAUUGAAGCCGUUGAGCUACUGGAAACGCCACGCCGACCUAAUAGAAAUCGUGUUCGAGUCAAUCCCUUCAUUGAUUUAUCUGAUGAAGAUUUCAGGCAAAAGUAUAGAUUUACUAAAUCUUUUGCAAUGAAAAUAGUAGAUUUAUUAAAGGACCCAUUAACUCGAGACACCCGUGGAUGCCCGGUGUCUCCCGAAAUCCAAGUGGUUUGCGCAUUGCGAAGCUGGGCUCGACAUGAGAUCCAAGAUGAUACAGCCGAUUUGCAUGGAGUCUCACAGCCCUUUAUAAGUAAAAUAUGCAAAAAAAUAGCAGGAGCCAUAGCCGGAAUAUCGCAUAGAUUUAUAAAAAUGCCUGCUACAUUGGCAGAACAAGAGGAAGCAAUGCGAAAAUUCCAUAGAAUUGCAAAUUUUCCUUCAGUAAUUGGUGCAAUUGACUGUACUCACAUAAGGGUAAAAAAAUUAUGUGAAGAUGGUCAGAUUGUAGUCUGCGAUGCAAAUUUAAAAAUAAUAGAUAUUGUUGCCAGGUGGCAUAGCAGUGUCCAUGACUCUCGAAUUUUUAGAGAAAGUCGACUAAAGCAGAGAUUUGAGGCUGGUGCCUUCUCAGGCAUUUUGCUUGGAGACAGUGGGUAUGCAUGUACACCGUAUUUGUGUACUCCCUUACUGAAUACCUCAACACCCCAAGAAGAACGGUACAAUAGUGCUCACAUUAACACCAGAAAUGCAGUGGAGAGAUGUUUUGCGUUGUGGAAGCAGAGGUUCCGUUGUUUAUUAAGAGGCCUUUACUGUGACAUUGAAACUGCAAGAAAAACUAUGGUAGCAUGUGCUGUAUUGCACAAUAUCGCAAUUGAUAUGAAGGAAGAUGUGUUUUCUAGUGGGCUCGAAGACGAAGUUAACAGGCAAUCUCACGCAGUUGUUUUGGCCACAGAAAACAAUGUUCGCGGAAAUAUUAGAAGAAGGCAAUUUAUUGAAAGACACUUUUAAUUAAAAUAAUAUAUUUUUGUAAUAAGCUUGAAAUUAUAUUUUUAUACCUGAAAAAGAAAAUGAUAUUAGACAUAACUAAUAUGUGUAUUACUGUGACACUUAUAUAAUCAUAGCAUUGAAAACUUAUAUAAUAGUGGUAUAUUAUUAUUCAUAUGUUACAUUUACCAUUUAAUAUUACUCUGUACUAGAUUUCUUCGUAUUUUCUAAUAAUUCUAUUUCUAGC